CAUGUAAGGAAAUUCAAAAAAACCUACACUGACACACUUUCACACCUUUCUUCGCCUUGGCUACCGUUUCCUCUCUUUCGUAUCCAUAUUAAUGUCAAAACCGUAGAGCUUUCUGAUUCCCAAAACUAAAAAUACCCCAAACCAAUGGCGACGGUCUCUCUCCACUUCUUCUCUCCUUCUUCUCCCGCUUUCGCUUCCCUCCUCUGCUUCCUUCUUCUCUCCGGCGUGUCUUUCGCGGCGGAUCCUUUCGUCUCCUACGACUUCAAACUCUCUUACAUCACAGCUUCCCCUCUCGGCGUCCCUCAGCAGGUGAUAGCGGUCAAUGGGCAGUUUCCAGGACCUCUGCUUAAUGCGACGACCAACUACAAUGUUGUUGUUAGAGUCUUCAAUAAUUUGGAUGAGUCUCUUCUCUUGACUUGGUCUGGCAUCCAAAUGCGGCGUAACUCGUGGCAAGACGGUGUUCUCGGCACAAACUGCCCUAUCCCUCCGAGAUGGAACUUUACUUACCAGUUUCAAGUCAAGGACCAAAUCGGAAGCUUCUUCUACUCUCCCUCCCUCAACUUUCAGAGAGCGUCUGGUGGUUUUGGUCCCAUUGUGGUUAAUAACAGGAACAUUAUUCCCAUCCCUUUCCCACAGCCUGAUGGAGAGAUCAUCUUCAUGAUUGGUGAUUGGUACACUCAGGACCAUAAAGCACUAAGGAAGAUACUUGACUCUGGGAAAGAACUUGGGAUGCCUGAUGGAGUCCUCAUCAAUGGGAAGGGUCCUUACAAGUAUAACAGUAGUGUACCUGAUGGUAUUGAGUACUUGACCGCUCAUGUUGAACCAGGGAAGACAUACAGGAUCCGUGUUCACAACGUUGGGAUCUCGACAAGCCUCAACUUCAGGAUUCAGAACCACAACUUGCUUCUGGUGGAAACAGACGGUCACUACACCUCGCAGACGAACUUCACCGACUUCGAUAUUCACGUAGGACAGUCGUAUUCGUUCUUGGUGACAAUGGACCAAAACGCCACGAGUGACUACUACAUUGUCGCCAGCGCUAGGUUCGUGAACGAAACCGUGUGGCAGAGAGUCACUGGCGUCGGCAUUCUCCAUUACUCCAACUCCAACGGACCUGCUUCUGGUCCUUUGCCAGUUCCAAAAACAGAUGUCUCUGCUCCCUGGUCGGCUAUGACCCAGCCAAGGGCCAUUAGGCAAAACACAUCAGCUAGUGGAGCUCGUCCGAACCCUCAGGGAUCGUUUCACUACGGUCAAAUAAACAUCACCAACACAUACAUCUUGAGAAGCUUGCCUCCGACAAUGAUCAACGGGUCGCUUCGUGCUACGCUCAACGGGAUUUCGUUUGUGCAUCCAAUCACUCCUGUGAGGCUUGCGGAUAGAUAUAAAGUGAAAGGAGCUUAUAAGCUGGACUUUCCUGACAGGCCUUUUGAUAGCAGACCUCCUCGUUUGGAUAUAUCUAUGAUCAACGCAACGUACAAGGGGUUUAUACAAGUUGUUUUCCAGAACAAUGACACUAAGAUGCAGAGCUUCCAUGUUGAUGGCUAUACGUUUUUCGUUGUUGGGAUGGACUUUGGUGUUUGGUCUGAAGACAAGAAGGGUUCUUAUAACAAUUAUGAUGCCAUAUCAAGAAGCACGAUAGAGGUUUACCCUGGGGGGUGGACGGCUGGACUUAUUUCACUUGAUAACGUCGGAGUUUGGAACAUCAGAGUGGAGAAUCUUGACAGAUGGUAUCUUGGUGAAGAAACAUACAUGAGGAUCAUAAACCCUGAGGAGAAUGGCCAGACAGAGAUGGAUCCCCCUGGCAAUGUCCUUUACUGUGGUGCCCUUAGGAACAUGCAGAAGGAUCAACACCAUUCAGCUGCAACAUCUACAUUAAAUGGACACUUGAAGCUAAUGUUUAGCAUGCUAUUGGCAUUGUUGGCCGUGGUUUUCACCUUUUGAUGAGCCUUUUUACAUCUUUGAGUGAAGUUAUCCGGUCUGUGUUACUAGCUCGGCUGUAGAUCGUAGUAGAUGGAUGUUAAACAUUGGGUUAUUUUAGUGAUUUUCAUAUUUAAUUAAUUCUCAUAUUCCGUAGA
This is a messenger RNA of Brassica napus (rape), 2075 nucleotides long. RefSeq names its product monocopper oxidase-like protein SKS1. Gene Ontology annotation, cellular component: plasma membrane. The coding region runs from base 145 to 1941 and encodes 598 amino acids. The record is from RefSeq and is a predicted model, not a curated record. Lineage: Eukaryota; Viridiplantae; Streptophyta; Magnoliopsida; Brassicales; Brassicaceae. Gene Ontology annotation, molecular function: copper ion binding; oxidoreductase activity. The transcript has 8 exons.